Messenger RNA from Octopus sinensis (East Asian common octopus), 582 nucleotides. RefSeq lists its product as uncharacterized. The transcript has a single exon. Bases 1 to 582 code for a protein of 193 amino acids. Lineage: Eukaryota; Metazoa; Mollusca; Cephalopoda; Octopoda; Octopodidae. The record is from RefSeq and is a predicted model, not a curated record.
AUGACAUUUUCAUCAGAGAUGGAAACUGAGUUAUCGACUCACAUAAAGACAUUGGCUGAGCAGUUCCACGGACUCACACGUAAGUUGAUAGUGGAAUAUGCAUUAAGAAACAAUGUUACGGUCCCUGAUUCCUGGCAACAAAACGGAAUGACUGGCAAGCAUUUUGGAUAUCCUUUAAAGAAAGAAACCAUCAAGCAAUUCGAACACCAGAAGCUUGCUAGAGCAAGUGCGUUCAAUCGCUAUAACAUUGACAAGUUUUACGACAACUUAAAGGAUGGUAAGGGUCUGCACAAGUUUGAAUGCCACGACAUUUAUAAUGCAAAUGGAACCGAAUGCACAACUGUGAAGCAAUCUGAAAAUGUUGUUGUUGCAGAGGGAGUGAAAAAAGUAGGAUCGAUAACUUCUGCCGAGAGAGGACACUUUGUAACAGUUGUGCAUGCAGUUAAUGCAGCAGGAAGUGUUGUUCCAUCACUGCUGAUCUUCCCACGAAAAAACAAUAGGGAUUAUUUAAUCGAAGUGGUCCUGCAGGGUGUAUCGGAAGAGUCAAUUCCAGUGGAUGGAUUAAUGGAGAUCUGUUUAUGA